AGUACGGUUACGGUUUCUCUUCAACCUUUAAUUUCAAUUUGCGUUUUUUUUUCAAAUCGUCUAAUCUUAAAUCGCUCCGAGUUAUGGCACCGAAACCAGUGACCAUUCCACCGUGGAUGACGGAGAGUUUCUUUGUCGAUGUGAUUGCGACCAAGCUCGGGCUACCGGAAGAUGCGUUCACGAUCGAAAGGCUAGACGUGAAGGCGGCCACCGAAUCCGGUGACAAUUUUGUGUCCGUUAUGUAUCGCGUGUCGGUGCAGGUGAACCGGGCCGUGUCCGGUGAGCGUGAGGAUGUUUCACUGAUCGUAAAGGCACUGCCCAACAUGGGCCUCUCCGAGGAGAUGAUUACGGCGCUGAACGUGUUCCCGAAGGAGAUCGCGAUGUAUACGGAGGUUCUGCCAGCUUUCGAACGGCUUUACCGGGAACGUGGUGUCGAGGUAACGUUCGGACCGCGCUGCCUCAAACACUGCUCCAAACCAACGGACAUUAUUGUCAUGGAGGAUUUGAAGGAUCGCGGGUAUCGGAUGGCUAAUCGUCGCGAAGGUUUAGAUAUGGAACAUUGCCAGAAGCUGCUAACGCGGUUGGCCCAGUUCCAUGCCGCUUCGGCUGUACAGUACGAACGGAAUGGACCGUACGAUGAGAAGUUCAAGGAGGGCAUGUACGCGGAAAAGAGUCGGAAAAUGUUUGAACAGUUUCAGAAGAUGCACGACGUCUUCAUGUACAAAACGAUGUGCGAAUGGCCCAACAAUGGUCGGUUUUAUGCGGAACUUAUGAAACACUGGGGAUUGGAUAUGUUUGAUGCAAUGCUUCGCAUUGUGAAAGCAGAUCCGAACCAGUUCAACGUGCUGAACCACGGGGACAUGUGGUGCAACAAUAUGAUGUUCCAGUACACCGAGAACGAACAGCUCAAGGAUAUCCUACUUGUCGACUUCCAGAUGUGCAUGUACAGUUCCCCCGUAAUUGAUCUUAACUAUUUCAUUUUCUCCUCGGUGCGCGGUGAUUUGCGAUUGCCCGAGAUGAACUAUUUGAUUUACUACUAUUACCACCAGUUGACCGACAACCUGACCCUGCUCGGCUAUGGUGGUCGGCAGCUUUCGCUAAAGGAGUUGAACGUCGAUUUCAUCGAUCGCCAAUUGUACGGAUUAUCAACGUCCUUCUCGAUUUUGCCGAUGUGUUUGAUGGAGAAAACGGACGAUGCAUCGAUCGAUUUGAUGCUCGAUCAAGGCGAUGCCGGUAACGCGUUCAAGCAGAAGAUGUACAACAGUAGCACCUACGUUGAGCAGAUGGGUCAGAUCAUGGAGCACUUCUACAAUACCGGAGCGUUCGACAUCAAUGGCCUCGGUGUACAGCGACCAGCGGGCAUUAAGUGUGACGACACGGUCGAUCUACCGCUGUGGCUCGAUAGGCAAUUCUUCGAGGGUGUGGUGAAAGCAAAGCUUGGCCCAACCGAUCGAAUCAUUCGUAGUGUACAGGUUGAGUUGGCCACUAAAAAGGGUGACAAUUACGCUUCGGUUCUGUAUCGGGCCAAGGUGGAUGUGCAGAACCAAGCGACGGGUAGUGUGGAAAGGUUCUCGGCUAUUGUCAAAGCGCCACCGAAAGGAGUUUUGGCGGAUCAUAUGGUGUACCUGGAUUUUUCGGUCCGCGAAACACUGGUAUAUACGCGGUGUAUUCCGAUGUUCGAACGGAUGUACCGGGAUCGGGGCGUCGCUGUCCAGUUUGGUCCCCGGUGUCUCAAAGCAUGCCAAGGGGUGCCGGUGGAUGUGCUCGUCCUGGACGAUCUGACGUUCAGCGGUAGCCGUAUGGCGGAUCGGCGCACGGGGCUGGACCAACGGCAUACCGAACUGGCGUUGGAUUUGUUGGCCAAAUUUCAUGCCGCAUCGGCCGUUUGCACGGACCAUGGUAAACCCAUGCCGGAACAGCUCGUUGGACCGAAACCGAUUGAAAGCUUGAAACGAAUGGCCAACGAUCUGUUCCAACCCAUGCUGGACAGUCUCGUCCAGCGUAUGGCGACGUGGGAUCUCGAUCCGGACUAUUACGCGGAUCUGCUGGCACACUCCAAGCACAUCAUGGACGAUGUGGCGCACGUUAUCACUCCACGGGAGGAUCGUUUCAACGUCCUGGUGCACGGUGAUCUAUGGGUAAACAACAUGGUCUUCAAGUACGACGACAACUCCUCCGAUCAGCCAUCUGUUCCAUCGGCCGCCACGUUGCUCGACUUCCAGAUGUGCUGCUGGACGACACCGGUCGUGGAUUUGCACAGUUUGCUCUUCUCUUCCGUCAGCUCCGAGCUGAUGUUACCGAAGCUGAACUACUUCCUGCGCUUCUACCACGAACGGAUGACCGACAAUCUGGUGCUGCUGGGGUACAGCAAACGGUUACCGACGUUACAGCAACUUCACGUCGAUUUCGCCGAUCACCUAUCGUACGGAUUCAUCAGUGCGCUCCUCAUGAUGCCUUUCGUGGUUGUACCAGAACCGGAUGCGGAUGCAUCGCUCGAUGCGAUUAUCGAUGCGAGCAGCGAAUCCGGCCAGCGCUUCCAGCAACAAUUCCUCGAUAAUGAGCAGCUAAAGGCGCAGCUUAAAAUGUUGAUUCCCUACUUCCGCCAUCGCGGCAUUCCCGUCAAAAAACCUCAGUGAAUAAUGGCGACGACCACUAAAGCUGCUGCUCCGGUACCGGACUGGAUAACGAAAGAGUUUUUCGUCGACGCGAUAACCACUAAACUGGCGCGCCCGGAAUCGGAGCUCCAAAUUACCGACCUGAAUGUGAAGGCGGCCACAGAAUCGGGUGAUAAUUACGCCUCGGUGCUGUACCGGGUGCAGGUGACGGUGGAGAUGGAAGGUAGCUCCGUCAUCGUCCCUCUUAUCGUUAAGGCUUUGCCGAAUCUAGGGUUUAGCAACGAGUUGAUUCAAUCGAUGAGUCUGUUUCCCCGCGAAACCAGAAUGUACGGAAAGGUGCUUCCCGCACUAGAGAAGCUGUACGCAGAGCGUGGCCGUGUAGUGACCUUUGGGCCACGCUGCUUGAAGCUUUGCUCCGAACCGACGACUGUGAUCGUGCUCGAGGAUCUGCGGGACGGUGACUUCCGUAUGGCGAACCGACGCCAGGGUCUUGACAUGGAGCACAGCCGCAUGAUGUUACGCCGGUUGGCACAGUUCCAUGCUGCGUCUGCGGUGUACUGCGAGCAAAACGGACCGUACGACGACCAAUUUCAAGAGGGCAUGUUUAUUGAGAAGGGUCGCGCCAUGCAUGAGCAGUUCCAGAAGCUGCAAGCGGACUUUAUGUACAUGAUCUUCAGUAACUGGUCCGAUAAAGGAAAGUUCUACGCAGAGAUUAUGAAACAUUGGGGUAUGGAUAUGUUCGAUGUGAUGUUAAGGCGUAUGCGUGCUAGUGCGAACCGAUUCAACGUCCUGAACCAUGGAGACGCGUGGUGCAACAACAUUCUCUUCCACUAUGACGACAACAACGCGCCGGAUGAGAUUGCAUUGAUCGAUUUUCAGCUCAGCUUCUGGUGCACACCAGCCAUAGAUCUGCUGUACUUUAUGUUCACAUCCGUCAACGGAGAGGAGCGAUUUACUGAAAUGGAUGCGCUGCUGCACUACUAUCACCAGAAUUUAGUUCAAGAACUCACCUUCCUCGAGUACGGUGGCGAGAUUCCUACACUGUCGGAGCUGCAUUCGGAUGUGAUCACCCAUCAUAUGUACGGUUUCAUUAUAUCCUUUUCGAUUCUUCCGGUUUGUUUGCUGGAGAAGACCGAUGAUGCCUCGUUGGAUCUCAUGAUGGAUCAAGGUGAUGCUGGGAUCCAGUUCAAGCUGAACAUGUACAACAAUCCGGAAUAUGUGAAGCAAAUGGAGCAGAUAAUGGAUUAUUUUUACAACAUGGGAGCAUUCGACAUAAUGCAGCUUGGUUCGCAGACACCACUCGAAGUUGAGUGUGACGCUUCUAUGCAGCUGCCACUUUGGUUAACCAAAGAUUUCAUCGCAGAAAUUGUGGCCAGCAAAUUUGAGGAGCCGAUGGGCAAAAAUCGCAUCAUACAAAGUAUCUAUACGAAGGCAGCAACUGAGAAGAUCAACAAUACAGCACCGGCUCUCUAUGCUGUGAAAGUAAACCUGAUUCGGCAGGAUGUUGGAACCGAGGAGAUCGUUUCAUUCAUUGUUAAGGCACCACCAAAGGGACAUCUUGCCGCAUACGAGCGAAAUCGCGAUAGCUACGUGCGAGAACAGCACGUGUAUGAAAUGCUGUUGCCAGCCUUUGAGCAAUUGUACCGCGAUAAAGGAGAGCCCGUUGUCCUCGGUGCGCGAUACUACAAGCCACCUGUUGUGCUGCCCCUGGCUGUGGUUGUGCUUGAGGAUCUGUCAGCGAACGGCUACAGGAAGGUGUUCAAUCGUCUGGAUGGACUAGACAAACAGCACACUGAGCUUGCGUUGGAUCAUUUAGCAAAAUUCCAUGCAGCCUCCGCCGUUUACCGUGCCAAUGGUGGCCAACUGCCGAAAGCGCUAACGGAGGGAUGCUGCGUGAUGGAGCUGGCAGAAGCGACCGAUGAACGCUUUUCGCCUGCAGUUACCGCGUUGUUGAACGAAAUGCAAGACUGGGACUUUGCAGCCGAUUACAUCGAAGAGCUGAAGGUAGCUUUCGAGCGCGUCUGUAGCUCGCUGCUAGAUACUUCGGCCAUUGACGCCAAAACGUUCACCGUGCUCAAUCACGGCAAAGCAUCGCUCAAUGAUAUGUUGUUCUCCUAUGAAGGGUCUGAAGUCAAGGGUGUUGCCUUUAUUGAUUAUCAGCACGCCGCUUGGGGAUCGCCGGCCUUCGAUCUUGUGCAGUUGCUGUUCUCGUCCGUGCACCUUGACCUGAAGCUAUCGCAGCAGGCGUACUUUUUGCGAUAUUAUCAAGAGCGACUGGUGCGUAAUCUACGGCUCCUUGGAUAUCCCAAACCACUGCCCACGCUGCAGCAGAUCCAUAUUGACGUUAACGAACGAUUGUUUGCCGCUGUUAAGACUGUUUUGAUCGAUUUGCCAAGUUUGUUGGCAGAACCUGCGCCCGAGGUGGCCAGUGUCGCGGUAGGAGGUGAAGCAAAGGAACAGGUUAACCCACAGGAAGGAACACCGGAGGCCAGUAGUAAUAAUCGCUAUAAAGAACAUAUGACGCAACUUUUACCAUAUCUGCGCAAUCGAGGUCUGUUAAACCAUUCAUAA
Molecule: messenger RNA, 5186 nt
Organism: Anopheles aquasalis
Lineage: Eukaryota; Metazoa; Arthropoda; Insecta; Diptera; Culicidae
Source: RefSeq, a predicted model, not a curated record